AUGAUGAAACCUCUCACCCCAACUAUGCGUAGGACUCGAAGCCAAAGUUCAACUGCCUAUUUUUCAACACUAAGUGAAGGUAAAAGUCAUCUUCCUGCUCUUGAAGUAAGUCCCUUUAGAAGGAAGAGUUGUAAUAAAGUAAUUUCGUGUCCCAAAGUUUACAAUAUAGGACAAAAGAGGCAUUUCCCAGAUGAUGUUACUCCAGUUAUCCUUAAUCUUUGCUUUCCUUAUCAUAUUAUCCGUGAAGAAUAUGCAUUUCCUACUUUACCGAAGCUUCCAUCAAUCAACGAAUCAAACUUCGCCAAGAUCUUUGUAGACAAAAUAAAUAUAUGCAGCAAACUAUGUGACUACAUGAUCUAA
This is a messenger RNA of Trichomonas vaginalis G3, 360 nucleotides long. RefSeq lists its product as uncharacterized. Lineage: Eukaryota; Parabasalia; Trichomonadida; Trichomonadidae. The transcript has a single exon. The record is from RefSeq and is a predicted model, not a curated record. Bases 1 to 360 code for a protein of 119 amino acids.